Nicotiana attenuata is the source of this 2720-nucleotide messenger RNA. Its product is annotated as probable serine/threonine-protein kinase DDB_G0280111. Gene Ontology annotation, biological process: protein phosphorylation. Gene Ontology annotation, molecular function: ATP binding; protein serine/threonine kinase activity. The transcript is spliced from 8 exons. The record is from RefSeq and is a predicted model, not a curated record. The coding region runs from base 369 to 2462 and encodes 697 amino acids. NCBI's taxonomy places the organism in Eukaryota, Viridiplantae, Streptophyta, Magnoliopsida, Solanales, Solanaceae. Gene Ontology annotation, cellular component: cytoplasm.
AAAGAAUAGUGAUAGGAAGCAGAUGAAACAUCACCACUGAAAAGAAGGAAAAAAUUAAAAAAGAAGCUCACCACUUAUGUGGAAAAAAAAAAAGUGAUGCCUUAGAAUAAAAAGCCAUAGGAGCUUUGGCCAAAAACGCGAUCUAUCGAAACCCCUCCCGAAUAUUACUAUACACUUCUCUUAGAUCUCAAUAGCAAUCCCAAGAACCCAAAUCCUUUGUUCUCAGAUCUCACCAACUUUACAUCAAAAGCUGCUGCUUAAUGCAGUCACUUUAGGAAAUUUUCUCUGUUUUCUUGAUCUGGGGUGGUUUGUUUUCUUGAUAACAUACUUAAUCAAGGUAGAUUUUUUACACCAAUUUUGAAUUGUUUAUGAUGUGGAGAUUCAAACCUUUUAUGCCCAAGGAACAGGCUGGGCUUGAAGGUCGCACCAUUGAUAUUGGCAGUCUCAAGGUUCAUGUACGCAAUGCAAUUGCAGAGGGCGGAUUUUCUUGUGUUUAUUUAGCCCGAGAUGUACUACAUGGUUCAAAGCAGUAUGCAUUAAAGCAUAUUAUUGUUAAUGAUGAAGAAUCACUUGAUCUAGUACUGAAAGAAAUUUCAGUGAUGAAAUCGCUGAAGGGCCAUCCUAAUAUUGUCACACUAAAUGCGCAUACCUUCUUGGAUAUGGGUCGUACAAAGGAAGCUCUCCUUGUUAUGGAAUAUUGUGAGAAAUCCUUGGUCAGUGUCCUUGAGAACCGAGGAGCUGGCUUCUUUGAGGAGAAACAAGUCCUCUUAAUAUUCAGGGAUGUAUGCAAUGCUGUCUUUGCUAUGCACUGCCAGUCCCCACCCAUAGCUCACAGAGAUUUAAAGGCUGAGAACCUUUUGCUGGGUGCUGAUGGAUUAUGGAAGUUGUGUGAUUUUGGCAGUACUUCAACGAACCACAAGCGUUUUGAGAAACCUGAGGAAAUGGGAAUUGAGGAGGACAAUAUAAGGAAACACACUACACCUGCAUACAGAGCUCCUGAGAUGUGGGAUUUGUAUCGAAGAGAAAUUAUAAAUGAGAAGGUAGACAUAUGGGCCCUUGGCUGUCUACUCUUUCGGAUAUGCUACCUCAAGUCUGCAUUUGAUGGUGAAUCAAAACUUCAAGUUUUAAAUGGCAAUUACCGGAUUCCAGAAUUACCAAAAUAUAGCACUUCCAUUGUAGACCUAAUAAGAGAUAUGCUUCAGUCUUCACCAGAUGCCAGACCAGAUAUCACGCAGGUAUGGUUCCGUGUUAAUGGUAUGUUGCCGGAUGAGCUUCAGAAGUCGUUACCCAACAGACCCCCUGAAAUGAAGCAACAGGGUAUUGAUGGACAGGAAGGAUUUCCAAGAGCUGCAGGUAAGACUAGUCCAAUGCCUCGCAAAAAUCCUCCACCACCUCCUUUGGCUGCAGAAUCUAAUCAGAAUGUGUCUCCUGCAUCACAUAAUUCAAAAGCUGGUGGAGCUACUGGUCCAAUCGGUGCAUUUUGGAAUAGUCAGCAUGCAGCAACUGCUUCUGGUUCAGAGGAAACAUCCAGACCCAAAUUUGACGAAGAGAAUAGGCACAAUUCUUCAAACCAUGAUAAGAGUCAUCCCAAUAAGGUUCCAGCCUCUUAUAAAACUAGCCCCUCAAAAGAGGAAAGUCUUAGUUCCCAUCCAAUGCAAAAUAAUGUGCGAGCAAAACCAGCUAAUAGAGCAGGGGAAGCCUCAUCAAAGGAUUUUGAAAUAAACUUUUUCCAGGAUGAUUCAUGUCAGAGUGUUGGGAGUAAUAAAUCUUCAAAGUUAGAGGGGUCAACUGUCACCCAGGGUGAAGCAUUCAAUGCUUUUGUUACAGAAUUCUCUACCAAUAAACCAAGCCCUGGAAAUAACACGAAACAACCAGAGAAGAAAGAGCUCUUGGAAGCAGAGGUUGAGAAGCUGAAGGAACAACUGUCACGCGCCAACAUGGAGAAGGCUGAAAUAAAAUCAAAAUUUGAAAAGCUAUCUGCAAUAUGCCGGUCACAGCGACAAGAGAUACAAGAGCUUAAACAAGCUCUUGCUGUCAGUACUCCAUCACCAAAUCGAGACACCGCGAGGGAUCAAGCUUCUCCUGGAAGUCAACCAUCCAGUAUUCCACCACCGAGAAAAGAUAACGUUGAAGGAACAGUAUGGGAACUUGAGCAAGGAUUAUUUGGUGGGAGUCAAGUGAGCCCAGAUUCAAAGCCCUGGCAAGCAUUUGCUGAUGAUGAUCCAAAGCAAGUUAAUGCUAAUCCUAGAUCAGUCAGGACAAAAAAUGGCCACCAGAACAGACAGACAUCUGAAACAAAUACAUCAGGAUUUGGAACAGAUAGCUUUAGGGCUGUGCCAGCUUCCAGCUCUCAGAUAAAGGCUACUACUUUCAACGAGUCCAAAAAUUAUCAGCAUUUUGGUGAACCAAAGAAUGUAAAUAGCAAAUCAGCUUCCCAACCUGCUGGAUGGGCAGGUUUCUAGAAGAUGAUAUAACUAAAACUUAGACCGGCAAGGUAGUCAGUUUAAUGAUUUCCUUUACAAGAUCCUCUUCCUAUUAUAGAAGAAUGUGUUUCGGGAAGAAUGAAUACGAGAUACUGAGUUGAGGGGAUGUAAAACAAACACUGGUCCGAUUGUUUUGCUCUGUUGAUUGUUUGUGUAGAUUUUGAACCUAUUAUCAUAUUCAUUAGCUUAUUUGUUAUCCUCAUUUGAUUAUUAUAAAUUAUUUUGCUGUGUUGCUCA